CUGGAUAAAAGGCAGAGAACUGGAGGUGGCCGCUACCCGGCCAGGUCCGGCCCCACGGGCGGGCGGGGCGCUAGGAGAGGAGGAGCCUGGGGCCAAGCCACCGCCUCCCGCCCGCGACCUGCAGCUGCUGAGGCUCUCCAAGCGGCUGGCCGCCAAGCAAUGUCGGGGGAGAUGGACAAGCCGCUCAUCAGUCGCCGCCUGGUGGACAGCGAUGGCAGUCUGGCUGAGGUCCCCAACAAGGCCCCCAAAGUGGGCAUCCUGGGCAGCGGGGAUUUUGCCCGCUCCCUGGCCACACGCCUGGUGGGCUCCGGCUUCCAUGUGGUGGUGGGGAGCCGUAAUCCCAAACGCACAGCUGGCCUCUUUCCCUUCUCAGCCCAAGUGACUUUCCAGGAGGAGGCUGUGAGCUCUGCAGAGGUCAUCUUUGUAGCCAUGUUCCGGGAGCACUAUUCCUCGCUGUGCAGUCUUGGUGACAAGCUGGCUGGCAAGAUCCUGGUGGAUGUGAGCAACCCCACAGAGAAGGAGCAUCUUCGGCACCACCAGUCAAACGCUGAGUACCUAGCCUCACUCUUCCCUGCUUGCACUGUGGUCAAGGCCUUCAACGUCAUCUCUGCAUGGGCCUUGCAGGCUGGCCCAAAGGAUGGGAACAGGCAGGUGCUCGUUUGCAGUGACCAGCUGGAAGCCAAGCACACCAUCUCAGAGAUGGCACGUGUCAUGGGUUUCACACCCCUGGACAUGGGCUCCCUGGCCUCCGCCCGGGAGGUAGAAGCCAUACCCCUGCGCCUCCUUCCCUCCUGGAAGGUGCCCACCCUGCUGGCCCUGGGCCUCUUUGUGUGCUUCUAUGCCUACAACUUCAUCCGGGACGUGCUGCAGCCCUACGUGAGGAAGAACGAGAACAAGUUCUACAAGAUGCCCUUGUCCGUGGUCAACACCACUCUGCCCUGUGUGGCUUACGUGCUGCUGUCCCUGGUGUACCUGCCCGGCGUCCUGGCAGCCAUCCUUCAGCUGAAGAGGGGGACCAAGUACCAGCGCUUCCCAGACUGGCUGGACCACUGGCUGCAGCACCGCAAGCAGAUCGGGCUGCUCAGCUUCUUCUGCGCGAUGCUGCACGCCCUCUACAGUGUGUGCCUACCGCUGCGCCGCUCGCACCGCUACGACCUGGUCAACCUGGCUGUGAAGCAGGUCUUGGCCAACAAGAGCCGCCUCUGGGUUGAGGAAGAAGUUUGGCGAAUGGAGAUAUACCUGUCCCUGGGUGUGCUGGCCUUGGGCAUGCUGUCACUGCUGGCUGUCACCUCACUUCCAUCCAUAGCCAACACACUCAACUGGAGGGAAUUCAGCUUCGUGCAGUCUACGCUGGGCUUCGUUGCCCUGAUGCUCAGCACGCUGCACACGCUCACCUACGGCUGGACUCGGGCCUUUGAGGAAAGCCACUACAAGUUCUACCUGCCGCCCACAUUCACGCUCACCCUGUUCCUGCCCUGUGUGAUCAUCCUGGCCAAGGGCCUCUUCCUCCUGCCCUGCCUCAGCCGCAGACUCACCCGGAUCCGCAGGGGCUGGGAGAGAGACAGUGCUGUCAAGUUCGCCCUGCCCUCCGACCACUCACAGGCAGAGAAGACGAGCCACGUGUGAGGCCCUGGAAAUGGAAACAGGCAUAGCUUGUGGGGCCCUGAGCUGGGUUCAGGUCUCUUUUCUGGACUCUGCACAAUGGAGUGAUGAUAUAUGCAUGGGUGGUUGAGAUCCGAAUUCCUGGGAUGCAGGUGUAUGCCGUGAUAUUCAGAAUGACACACCACACGUGUGAUAUGUAUUCACAUAUAUUUCAUAUAUAAUAGGAUUUGCUGUUAUUCUUACUUAGCUAAGAAGGUGGGUCCCUCUAUUUCAACGCAGGCAUUUCAAAGGAACUGCCACACAGGAGACAGCAGACCCCAGCCUUGUGACAUUUGCAGAGGCAGACAGUCUCAGUAUAGGAGAGACUAUAUUUUGUUGGGUUCUGCCCUUUAAAUUCUCCGUUAGCCGCAUGCUCGAGUUGGCACAGAGCUGGGCCAAGUGCAGGCCAGGUGCAGCCUACCCCCAUCCCAGGGCUGAGAAGGGGCCCCGAGUAAACAGUGGGGCCAGGUCUGGACCCCGCUGCUUCCCUGGGCAUGUACAGGGAGCCUCAGCAGGAUGUCCUGGGAUCUGCAGGAGCUUUUGCAGGUCUGUCCUUUCCCUGGGGAAGGGUUUGAAGCCCCAUUCCAUCCUAGCUGAGCUGAAGAGAUUGUCCCUCCUUUAAAGUUCCUCGCCAGAGUCACCAAGGAGCCUGCAAAUUGAUCCUUCUGAGAAGGUGUGAAGUCACCUCCUCCCCAGAGCCAUUAAUGAACCUGAUCUUCAGAAAGAGUGUAAUUGUUUUCCCUCCAUUAGGUUGAUGGUGACCCUCCUUUAAACCACGGUGCCUUCUCACCUUUCCCACCAUUAAUGUGGACAUCUCCCUGGAAGGCAUAGAGUGGACGCUUGUCAGAGCAGCUCAAGGGGGAGGGAAGCAUCAGAGCUUGCAGAGAAUGAACAGCAAGCCCUCCCCUAGGGUGUGGCCCAAGCCUGGGGGACUUGCCUUUACUAAACUGGUCCCCUUUGGAUUUACCCUGUUGCCUGUGCACAGAGAGCCUACCUUCUGGGCACCCAGAAACCAUCUUUGCCUCAUGCUCAUCUUCAGGGGGUCCACAGCCUCCCACCCAAGCUUUUUCCUCCCUCCCUCCCUAGCAGUUACAAUCAACCACAAAAGUCUGUGAGGAAAUAACUACCCACCCAGUCCCCCAAGUUCUGCACAGCUUGAGUGAUCUACUGCCAUUACAUAACAGAGAUUCUAUUGCCUCCCCUGGGCUAGGAAGCAUCUUUUGACGCAGAAAAGGAAGAAGGCCCAGCCAAUAUAUACAGGAAAACAUGUCCCUCUUCCCACUAGGGUCCUUGAGUGAAAAGAGGACAGCCCAGCACAGGAACCCCUCAAUAGGCCUGUGAUGGGUGGAGACCUACUGCCUUGUCCAUCUCUCUCUAGAGGGGGGUGGUUCUUGGUAGCAGAGUUACCCACAGGGGAAACAGUGGAAUCUCCUUCCUUUGCUUGCCCUAUUUCUGCCACAGCUGCUUACCAGAUGGGCAGUGAGUAUGUGUCAGUCAGCACAUGGGCAGCAGGUUGCAUCUGUCCCUGCUGCUGCCCAUGUCCCCAGGCAGUCAGCAGCAUCCAGGAGGCCAGCCACUCCCUGGUAGAGCCUUUGUGCAUUGGGUCCCAGAGUACCCCAGGCCAGUGCUCUAGAAACAAAAUGCCACAGCCUGAGGUGGACAUGCAAAGUCUAUGGUGGACACAGUCUCCCUAUCUCAUCUUCCAGAGCUCUCCCAGAAGCCAGGGCAGUACACAGGCACUGUGUGAACUCCCGGCUUUCCUUCCUGGAAUAGGAUCACAUGGGCGUUGGUGCUCACUCGGCCAUAUGUUAGAUGGAGAGGUUGCCCAGGUGAACAUUAAUCUAGCAGAGGUGCCCACUGAGGAAUGGCAGGUGCGCAGAGGAGUGAUGGAGCAGGCAAGAUCCUGACGACCAAACAGUCUGGGCUGUGAAAAGACAAGCGCCUGAGGAAAGACAGUCAAGGUUGUCCUCUAGAAUGUACACACAUACGAAGCGUAAAAGGCGUGUUUCUUUUCCUCACAGACUUCGAUAAUUCCAGAUAGUUUCUCUCAGCUGAGUUAGAUCUCUUUAGUUGCUCAGAAAUGCUUCUGCUUCGCAGUCAAGUGGGACCUUGGAUGCACUGGGUACUCCAAUCUCCCGUGGGACGCACCGGACAUUCCCACUCUGCACUCGGUCACGCUGGCCAUGUGAACCCUCCCUCCCCUCCAUGAGGUGAAUCAUGAGACCCUGUUUUCCAAGUGCUGGUUCAUUUAUUGGAUUAGAAACCUGGCUUGUUUCUGUAAGUUUCCGUUGUGGGCCAAGCCUGGUUUUCAAAACACUAAGUUAGUCAUGAAAAAUUUCCCCACCCAUCAGGCUUCUGCUUCCAGAGGAUCUAUCCUGCUACAUCAGUCUCUAGACUGAAAAUAUACUUUUUACUUGUUUGAUUUUUUUUAUUACAUUAUCUGUGUGUAUUGUGGUGUGGUAUGUGUGCAACUCAGGAGGACAAUUUGAAAGAGGCAGUUUUCUGCCUUCCAUGAAGGCUCCAGGCAUAGAACUCGGGUCUGAGAAGCAAGCACCUUUACACACUGAGCCAUCUCGCUGGCCUUGUAUACAUUCUUUUUAAGUCUCCUGGCUCAGGAAGCCAGGCAAUUUGUGGGGCUGAAAAUAAAUGGGACAUACACACGAGAAAAGGGCUGCCCGGCUACUAGCUGCUUCCUGGUGAAAAACAGCUUUGUUCUCACCAGCUCAGCAGGAGCUCAACAGCCACCAUCAACAAACACAGGUGAGACAGCACAGGAACCCCCUCCCCCCCACACACACACACACCAAGGACUUCAAAGAGCAGAGCUGGUGUCUUCUGAACAUGACAGAACCAUCGCACUCCUGAAACUACAGCAGUACGGCUGCCUGAACGAGAUGGAGCCUCCCAAUCUGCCAGCACAGAGAGUACCUCACUUCCAGCUGAUGGCUUCUAGAGUAGGGUGAGUCAGUUUUCUGUAAGGGUGUGACCCCUGAUAAGCUGAUCACGUUCCCGUGGCUGGCCCAGACCCAUGAAUAUAUGGGCUGCACAAAGUGAACUCAGUGGGUUAUUAAAAAACAAUCUACCAAACAAAUCAUGAAGUUGGUAGGAAGUAGGAGAUGAUCAGGAGACAUCGGGGGAACCAUUGGUGGUAAAUAUUAUCAAAAUUCAUUGUGCGAACAUAUGAAAUUCUCAAGAUAUUGAUUAAAAUAUUGUUUUUUAAGA
Meriones unguiculatus (Mongolian gerbil) is the source of this 4863-nucleotide messenger RNA. It is a transcript of the gene Steap3, whose product is annotated as STEAP3 metalloreductase. Lineage: Eukaryota; Metazoa; Chordata; Mammalia; Rodentia; Muridae. Gene Ontology annotation, biological process: copper ion import. The transcript is spliced from 5 exons. The record is from RefSeq and is a predicted model, not a curated record. Bases 160 to 1626 code for a protein of 488 amino acids. Gene Ontology annotation, molecular function: cupric reductase (NADH) activity; ferric-chelate reductase (NADPH) activity. Gene Ontology annotation, cellular component: endosome; plasma membrane.